Molecule: messenger RNA, 1149 nt
Organism: Schistosoma mattheei
Lineage: Eukaryota; Metazoa; Platyhelminthes; Trematoda; Strigeidida; Schistosomatidae
Source: the annotation of a GenBank genome assembly
AUGAGUCCAACUAUAGCUAAUUUACGCAUAAAUCAUUUACAAAAUCAAUUAAGUAAAUUACGUGAUGAAUUGUAUAGAACUGAGUGUGAUAAAGAAGAAUUAAAAAUUCAAUUAACCGAAGUCACUGCACAAAAUCUUGAAUUAAAACAAAAAUGUACCAUUUUAACGGCAAAAGCAGAAGAAAGUAUUCAUUUAAAAGAUGAAUUAGAUAUUGCUCGUGAAGAAGCAUCUAAUAUAUUACGUUUAUCUACAACUAUUGAACAAUUACGUAAACAUGCUGAUGAAGUAGUUAGUUUACGUUUACGUUGUUCACAAUUAGAAAAUGAUAAUCAAAUUUGUGUACAACGUUUAACUGAAUUAGAACAAGAAACACGUUUAGAUGGGAAUAUACGAUCAAAAGUAAAAGCUCAAGCACGUUUACAAAUAGAAGAUGCACAAUUCUUAGCAAAUGAAGCAAUAAAACGUGCUGAAUUAGCUGAACAAAAUUUAUUAAAAAUUCGACAAGAAUUAAUUAAUGUAAAUCGUGAAAAAGAGUGUAUCUUCUCUGAACUUACUCGUCUUAAAUCUUGUUGUGAAGGUCUUCAAUCAUGUGCACAAGCAUCAAAUUAUGAUACACCAAUAAUGGAAUCACAAAUGUUAAAUUUACAAGAAGAACUAUGUCGUUUACGUACAUCAAUGUAUGUUAGUGAUAUGAGUAGUGGUAGCAAUAUGAACGAAGUUGGCGGCAAUACUACUACUACUACUACUAUUACGACUGGUAUAUUAGACAAUGAUACUGGUUUUGUUGAUGAUAAUGAUGUUCAUCAUUUCAAUAUGUCUUUAACAUCACAAAACCAAUUGAAUACUAAUGAUAAUGAUUGUCAUUCAUUAACUGUCAAUGAUAAUGAUUCUUCUAGUACACAUAAUUUGCAAACACCAUCUACAAAUUCUUAUCAUAUUCAUGUUGAUAAAGAUAUGAAUAAUCCAUCUGCUGCCACUACAUUGUUAUAUACAAAUUUAAUGAGAAAAUUAACUCAAAAAGAAACAGAUUUCAUUGAAAUGGAACAAAAAUAUCGAGGUUAUUUAUGGAAAGCACGUGAAGUGAUACGAUUGUUAGAACGUCAAUAUCGACAACAUCAACAUAAUUGUCCACAAUAUAAAAGAAAAUAA